UCGGGCAGCAACCACCAGGCAGCAGCGAUCCGUACAGGGACCAUGGAGCAGCAAGACAGAGCUCAGACUGGAGACACGUACAAGUUUGUGAAAGAGAAAACUGGGAGCAGAUUAACUGAGAAAGCGUUUUUCUAUUAAUGGAAAAGGAGGAAGAAAAGAAGAGAGGACGGUGCCAACUGAGAACAGCUUCCUAUGAGGAUGAAACCAAUGGUAGUGUUCAAGUGAUUCAGUCUGCAGUAACACCUGGAAAAUGUAUCAUACGGAGGCAGCGCUGCUAACAAACACAAGACAGACCUGAGCUCCUACUGCCUCCCUGUCCAGCUACAGUACUUUAAUGGUUGGAACUGCCCGCCCCAACCUACAUUACUGCCCUCGCAGACACAGCCUGAUGAUCACCGGUGCCAUGGGAGCGGUGCGAGUCAACAGAUACAGCAUCGUUUCCACAGAUGAAGAUGCCCUCAAGAUCUCCAGCCUGGGCCUCCACAAUGGCCACAGUCCUCUGGCUCAGCAGACACUGUCGGGGGCCUGCAUGCGGGAUGAAGAAGAUGGUGAAGAGUGUCCAGGAAGUGACGAGACAAGAGGGGCUUUGUCUCUGAGGGUGACCAAUGAGCCCAUCAUGCACAAAAGUUGCCGUAAUUCUCCAUCGUAUCGUCUGGGCCUGGAUCUAAGCGUCGGCCGCCUGCGCAGCCGCUUUGUGAAAAAGAACGGUCAGUGCAAUGUGGUAUUCAACAACAUGGAGGAUAAGCAACGACGAUACCUGGCUGACAUUUUCACCACCUGUGUGGACAUUCGCUGGCGCUACCUGCUGCUCAUUUUCACCACUACCUUCCUCCUCUCUUGGCUGUUGUUUGGGAUCAUCUUCUGGGGAGUGGCGCUCGCGCAUGGUGACUUUAACAUUCGUAUUCCCGUGAAGGAAGGCGAUCCCCGAAGCAGCGCGGAUGAAGAAAAAGACGAAUGGCGGCCGUGUAUUCUCCACAUCCAGGGUUUCAUUGGCGCGUUCCUCUUUUCCAUAGAGACCCAGACUACCAUUGGAUAUGGUUUCCGGUGUGUCACAGAAGAGUGCCCCAUUGCUGUGGCGACCGUGGUCGUCCAGUCCAUUGUGGGCUGCAUUAUCGACUCAUUUAUGAUCGGCACCAUCAUGGCAAAGAUGGUGCGACCAAAGAAACGGGCGCAGACCUUGUUGUUCUCGCAUCACGCUGUCAUCGCCCUUCGGGACGGUAAGCUCUGCCUGAUGUGGCGCCUGGGGAACAUGCGCAAGAGCCACAUCGUCGAAGCUCAUGUUCGCGCUCAGCUCAUUAAGCCACAUGUGACAGCAGAGGGCGAGUACCUCCCUAUGGAGCAAACAGACAUUGAUGUAGGCUACGACGACGGGCUGGAUCGACUGUUUCUGGUAUCGCCGCUGGUGGUGGUUCACGAGAUCAACAAGAACAGUCCACUGUAUAACUUGAGUCGCAAAGACCUGCAGAAGGAGGAAUUUGAGAUCGUGGUCAUUCUGGAAGGGAUGGUGGAGGCCACGGCUAUGACCACUCAGGCCCGUAGCUCAUACUUGGCCAAGGAAAUCCUGUGGGGUCACCGCUUUGAGCCUGUGGUCUUUGAGAAGGGUGAUCGCUACCAUGUGGACUAUUCACGCUUUCAUAAGACCUACGAAGUGCCAUCUACACCUCACUGCAGUGCCAGGGAACUGAGCCAGAUGAAAGGUCGAGGAGGGGGGGAGUCAUCAUCCUCAAGUUCAAGUUAUUCCCAGUCUCCGUCACCAUUCGCCCCGAGGGCAGCCCGCCACCUACUGGGCCCUCACUCCCCCAGCGCUUUCUGCUACGAGAACGAGGUGGCGCUGUGCUGUGGGGAUGACGAGGACGAGGGGGACAUAAAAGAGGAGGCGACCAGUAUGAUUGUAAGAAGUGACAGAGAGGUAAAGAUGAGAGAGGACAUUCACUUGGGUUUCAAAGAGACGUUUGUAAAGGAACAGACGGUGGAGAUGCUUUGUGUUCUGGACUCAGAGAAUCAGAUCAGCCUUGACAGACUACAGCCCACCCUCCCUUUAUACAUCAGCAGAGAGUCAGGAGUUUAAUCAAUGGUAAUGGUUGCCCUUCCAUUUGUUUCCUCUCUUUGUCAGCGUGCAUCCAACCAAAGUAUUGAGCUAAUGUAAAACACAAAGAUGGAGGACACAAUUCAAACCGUAAAUCUUGUGGGAAAGAAGGAUGUGUCUGCAGGACUACUGCUCGUAUAUCCAUGACUUGCACAGAUUUCAAAUAUGGUGCACAUUCAGUUGUAUCAUCAGCAUCCAGACAACGCACAGCUCAUCAUCUUCUAAAUGGCGACCAUUUUUUUUUCUCUCGCAAAUCACAAGGUAUCUUGCAAAGAGGUAUCUUGUUUGAUUGUGUUAUUUAAUAUGACAGUGUGAUCCUAUGUUAAUUCAAGCUUUUUGUUCUUGGGUUUCAUUCAGUUUUUGUAAAUAUGCUUUGUUUUGAUUUUAAAAUGAUUAUGCGUCAUACACAGGUAACUGUUAAAAGGAAAUACAUCUAUUUAUUAUAAAGGAAACAUGACCAAAUGCUCAACUUAAACACACUCAUUCUCUCUGUGUAAAAAAUAAAUUAUUUCUGUAUUUUGAUCAUCUGUCUUCCUUGCCUGAUUUGUGUUACUUUUCAUAUUAAAUAAUAAACUAAAAACAUCUUUUUCAAGGUUUAUUUUUGGGCUUUUUAUGCCUUUAUUUUAGAUAGGAUAGUGGAUAGAGACAGAAAUCAGGGAGAGAGAGAGAGAGAGAGUGUGGGGAAUGACUUGCUGGAAAGGAGCCAAAAGUUGGAUUUUGGCGGGGCCGCCCGCUUGGUGGACUAAAGCCUCCACACAUGGAACGCACGCACUGACCACUCGGCUACUGGCGCCCCAUAAAUUAAACAUAAAACAGAAUGAAAACAGUUUGACAUAUAUGUACGGAUUAUGAACAAGCACUUUAUUCUUCUUUUAUCAGUGAAUACGAACACUUUGGAACAGUUUGUUGUUUUGUAUGAAUAAAGAA
Molecule: messenger RNA, 3013 nt
Organism: Labrus mixtus (cuckoo wrasse)
Lineage: Eukaryota; Metazoa; Chordata; Actinopteri; Labriformes; Labridae
Product: ATP-sensitive inward rectifier potassium channel 12-like
Exons: 3
Coding region: 335-2068 (577 amino acids)
Biological process (GO): regulation of monoatomic ion transmembrane transport; potassium ion import across plasma membrane
Cellular component (GO): plasma membrane
Molecular function (GO): inward rectifier potassium channel activity
Source: RefSeq, a predicted model, not a curated record